Drosophila subpulchrella is the source of this 2125-nucleotide messenger RNA. RefSeq names its product serine/arginine repetitive matrix protein 2. Gene Ontology annotation, cellular component: cytoplasm; ASAP complex; nucleoplasm. NCBI's taxonomy places the organism in Eukaryota, Metazoa, Arthropoda, Insecta, Diptera, Drosophilidae. The transcript has a single exon. Gene Ontology annotation, biological process: mRNA splicing, via spliceosome. Gene Ontology annotation, molecular function: RNA binding. The record is from RefSeq and is a predicted model, not a curated record. Bases 104 to 2080 code for a protein of 658 amino acids.
GUGUGAAUAACGUAUCACCAGCUCCGCAAAUCCGAAAAAAAGUUGGGAAAUCCCAGUCUAAACGUAUACUCUUUUCGCAGUGACUAAGAACUACCACAAAAAAAUGACCAAGGUGCAGGCUAACAAGGCAAAGGACGAAGGUGAGCCAGCUGUCAAGCGUGAGCGCAGGGAGGCGCAUUCGCACAAGAGGGAUCGCAGGGAGCGCAAGAGCCGCAAGAAUCGCAAGGAGUCGGCCGCAGGAGGUUCCUCCUGGAUGAGAAACCGUUCGCCAACGCCAUCGAAUGCCUCGGUGAGUAGCGAGGAAGGCAGCAGCGACUCCAGCUACUCGGACUCGAGCUACAGCUCCACCGGAUCCUCCAGCUAUACUAGCUACUCUAGCUCCACCAGCAGUAGCUCCUCGUCCAGCGACAGCGAGGAGAAGCCAGAAGGUGCCGGCAAGAAAUCGGAGCGCUCCAAGCACUCCUGUUGUCGGCGCCGGCACCAUCGUCGCCAUCGCCGUCACCAUCCGCGUCACUCGCACCGUCACCGGCGCGGCAAUCGCCGUCAUCACUCCGAUCACGGACGCUCCUCAAAGCGUUUGGCCAGGAAAAGUCGUCGCGGGGUGUCCUCUGCCAAGGUAGCAGGCGUAGUCAAGGAGGAGGGUGCUGCCGCUGUUCCUGGGGUUAUACAAAUACCGGCCCCCAUUCCCCUACCCGUGCCAGCACCCAUUCCGGCUGUGCUGCCCGGUCCGGAGCACCACCAACAGCAGAACUCCCAUUCUCAUCUCCAUCCUCGAUCGCAUCCCCAGCCCGUGCCGGCUCCGGUUCCGGCUCCUACUUCGGUCACCAUGCUAGCACCCGUGGGUGCCGUCGCGACCUUGGAGCACCGCAAGCCGCGCAUGCGCUGCUCCGGCUCGCAGACCAUCACCUCGGCCACCAGCGGCCACAGCCAGGCCAUCACCCAGUCCAGCACAAUAACCAUCACUAAGACCAUUGCUAACACCACUGCAACGGCCGCCAGCCAUUCCAGUGGCAAUGCCAACACCUCAAGCGCCAAAACCAAGGUUGGCGGCUCUAGAAUCUCCAGCAGUGCCUGCCAGCCCGCGAAGGUGGCCAUCGCCGCUCCCGCUCCCAACAAGCCGGCUCAUCAAGCCAAGCCGCCAGUGGCUGCCGCAUCCUCGAAAGGUCUAAUGAGGGCCAACCCCAACGCCAGUUCAACCCACUCCAGUUCUAACGCCUCCAACGCCAAGGCCCCAACAGCCAAGGAGCAGGCCAAAAACCCUAAGCCGCGUCGCUCGCACUCCAGGGGUAAGUCGUCGAACAAUGAUCGAUGCCGUCGAGGUCCUGCCACGCCCACAAGUGCGGAGCCCAGCCGCCAGGGUAAAAAUGGUCGAAACGACAACUUUCAGUGGAACCAGCGGCGCAAUAAUCAUUUCGGAGGGGAAGUGGCAAGCGGCGUUGCAGGCGGAAGACGUUCGCAUGGAGGUACGGACGGCGAAGGCAACCAAACGGCCUUCCGUAACGGAAAGGACGGCUUCAAGUUCCGCCAACCGGUUCGCAUUGUGCGUCUGCAUAUCAAGGGACUGACGCGUCAGGUGACCAAGGAACACAUUACCGAGAUCUUUGGACACUUCGGCGCCCUCACGGCGGUCGACUUCCCCAUGGACCGCUACUUGGGGCGCCAGGGGCGUGGCUACGCCUUCGUGGAGUACGCACGUCCGGAGGACUGCGCCUCUGCCAUCAAGCACAUGAACGGCGGCCAGAUCGACGGCAAGCGGAUCACGGUGUCCGCCUUCCAGGAGAGCAUGCUGAAGGCUCCGUGGCGCCACUACCGCCGCUACUCGCCGGUCAAUCGGCGCCACCGCACAGCGUCCCGCUCGAUGUCCCGUUCACGCUCGCGUUCAAAGUCAGGCUCGCAGUCCGCCCGCGGCUCGCGGUCCACCUCCCGUUCGCGCUCCCGUUUCCGCUCCAAGUCUCGAUCGCGCUACAAUCGUCGAUAUCGCUCCCGCUCCCGCUCCAGCUCCCGCGGCCGCGGCCGCUCCCGCUCCCGCUCGUCGCCGCGAUACGGGAAGUACAAUCGCCCCGGCUCGCGUUCGCCCUAGGCAGGCCUUACUGUGUAGAAGCAGACGACAGCGAACCAGGGCGUC